Messenger RNA from Gadus morhua (Atlantic cod), 2428 nucleotides. RefSeq lists its product as uncharacterized. The record is from RefSeq and is a predicted model, not a curated record. The coding region runs from base 686 to 2191 and encodes 501 amino acids. The transcript is spliced from 5 exons. Lineage: Eukaryota; Metazoa; Chordata; Actinopteri; Gadiformes; Gadidae.
CAAGCCUGAGACUGAGACGGCAAAAGUGACUGAUGUCUGCCUGGAAUUCUUAGAUGGUGGUGUUAGACUAGCAAUCUUGAAUAGAUUCAGUGAUGUUGACACAGUUGGACUGACCCCUAGUAUCUUCUUAAAUGGAACGCAGUAUUCAAAGGGAAUAAUACUCUCUGUUGGAAGUACAAGUGGACUACCAGACUUCGGAAGGAUUUUGGAAAUAUGCAUUGUGCUGGCUGGUCAUGUUUGUUUCUUCAUUGAGCGUUUUACGACUUUCUACGUGGAGCAUUUGAGGAGUUACCAUCUCGUGAUAAAAAGCCCUGCUGAGUGUCUCUUGGUGAAACCAGAGGAUCUCAAUGACUACAUGCCACUUGUGUCCUACUUCAUCCAGGGGCGCCUGUUAGCCACUCCCAGAACCUUCUUGCUUUAAGGCUGCGGUAAGUUUGAGUGUGGGGGUAUCUGGGUAUAAGUCGUCACUGUUAUCCUGCAUAAUUAACCCUCUUGCAAUGUUUCCAAAUCUCUCUAGCAGCAAUCCAGGUGUUGGAUGUCCUGCAAAAUAACAUUUAACAGCCUGAUCCAAAAUAAUUAACCCUCUUGUGUUUUACAAAUCUUUCUAGGAGUAACCAUUAUUUUUGUAUGUAUACAGGGGAUGAAACCUUUUUCCUUCUCCAAUUUCAGGUUGAAGUGAUCCACGAUGCUGCUGCGAGUUGUCCUCUGUGAAACGGAUAUCAGACGCCUUUCCAUCGAAAACACCCCCCAGAGUGUUGAGGAACUGUGCGAGGUGUUGCGUGCAAACCUUUCCCUGAGAGGUGGGUUUAUUUUACAAUUUGAGGACCCUGCGUUCAAGGAUCAGCUGACCAACCUGACCGACAUUCGAGACCUUCCUGAGGAACGAGCAACAUUGAAAGUGUUGUUCACAGCUGAUGCAGCUCUCUCAGUUUCCACAUUGGAUACAGCCAGCCUUCCAUCUCUCAGUAGUGGGGAAUCUGACUCCCAGCAAUGGCCUGAUCCCUUCCCGAUUCCACAGUUCUCACAUGACGUUGAACUCACGCUGCAAGAAGCAAAUAGAAGAUAUGCAAAAGAUGGAUCUGUGAUGGUGAUUCCUAAAGGUAUGAAAACCGAUAUCCUGGACACACUUGCAGACAGCAUGUCAAAGAUUAGUCCUUAUCCUGAGAGGCAACACUACGAGAAUGUUGCAAAGGCGCUUGUGGAGAAGCAUCCCAGUCUCAAAGAGCCAGGUUCUGGAAAGGGUUGGUACGGCUGGUUCCACAGCCUGAAGUUUAAGCUCGGAAACUAUCGGCAGAAGUUAAGUGCAGCUGGAUGCCCAGAGGUGAGAGUCAACAAAAGAAUAGGAGAAGAAGCCAAGGGAUCACGUGUGAAGAAGUCAAAGAAGGGCGAGGUCCACUACUGUCCAGAUCCCCCUGAAGGACUGAGUGCUGAAGACAUGGAAGGGAAGCGGAGGAUGAUUGAGGUGGAAAUGCUGAAAAAGGACCUGGAUCAUCAACGGAUAGAGGAGCUGAUGUCUGCCACAUUCUCCAAGCGCAGAAAGGAGAUCGUAGGGGAUCAACCUCUCAUCGGGGAUGUCAUGACCAGAUGGCCGGCCAUGUUCUGUGAGAGACAGGUUCGGGCGGAGUUCAAAAGAAUCGUAAGCACAGACCUUCUUGAGUCAUUCCUCAACGGACUUGAUGACCUGGUACCAAGACUGCUUGAAGUGUACGAAGCUGUGACCAAGUCGGGGAAGAAGCCUGCACUGAAAGCCAUUUUAGACUGUGUGAAGAAAGAUAACACAAACGAAAGGAGAAGGACUGCUGCUCUACUGGGUCUGCCACACUACCUAUCCGAAGACCCAUCCGACAUCAUUAGGAUGUGUGAUGCCCAUGGUGAGAGUCUGGCUGCAGCCAUGAAGGGGAUGCAACUUGGCCUACUGAUAGGCUAUGAAGGUGACAACCAGGAUGCCUUUCCAGAGGUCUUCGAUGUGGCAGUUGUGGUUGAAGAAAACAUUGUGCUACACAACUUCAAGGAUGUGCCAUCCAGCUUCACCAUGCUUCUGGGGAUCAUCUACUGCGUUAACCUUGAGUAUCCACGAGCCAUGAAGUAUUCCUUUGAGUUCCUGCAGAAGGUAGUGAUGAAGAUCAAACCAGAUGAGGCCUCUGCCAGAGUCCACGGUGUCCGAAACAAGCUCCUGAGGUAUAAACUGUAAAGCAUGCCCCACUCGGGAAUGGAAUGGUAAUGCAAAAAAAAUGACGUGAUUUUGUGUUUUUGUUGUUUUACUGUUGUAGUGUACGUUCAUGCACGCAAAUGCCCAGAGUGGGAAACUAUUGUUGUAGUGUACGUUCAUGUUGUUUUACUGUUGUAGUGUACGUUCAUGCACGCAAAUGCCCAGAGUGGGAAACUACUGUUGUACUGUACAUUCACAAGCUUGUGUAGCUUUUAUUGG